AAAUUUUCUUAAAACCUCUACCGAUCGGACGGUCAUUAUGUAGCGACUGUAUGAAGUUUGACUGCACUUGAUCCAUUUCCAGGUCUAUUCGCUAUCAAGUCAGGUGCAAAUAAACAACGACUGCGCUACCCGCAACCACCCCCUUCUCCUUGUCUCGUGCAGUUGCUCGAACCUCCCUCGUGUGUGGUGCGAACUGUUCCUUCUCUGACUCUCUAACAGUAGCGCAAACCUGUCUGGUUCUGCAAGCACUGCCCUCCUCCAUCAACCGCAACGCAAUCCAAUCCACCAAGCAACUUCUUAUGGUUCACUUCCAACAGUGAGCAUAACAUCAAGUUACAGGAAGGCUCAUUUGAUAUCUCAUUGUUUUUAAGAUGUUGCCUAGGGCAUUAUUGGCCAAGUUCAUUCCCAAGCCCUCCACUUUUUCUCAUUUCCAAUUCAAUCAACAGAGAGGAUUGCAUAGCAGGAACAAGAAAGCCAUGGAGUUCAUUGCCAAAGGCUGGAAUGCUUUGAAGGAGGUUGAUAGAGUCAUUGAUUAUUGUGAGCUCAAUGAUAGGCGUCUCAUCCCUCUUCUUAACACAGCAAAGGAGAGUUUUGAGCUUGCUUUGGAGGCUGACAACACCAAUACUCAUGCUAGGUAUUGGCUGGCCAGAUUGCAUAUGAAAUACCAUGUUCCUGGACAAAAUAAGGCUGUAGCGGCAGCAUUAUUGGUAGAAGCAGCAGAUAUGGGUGAUCCUGAUGCACAAUAUGCAUUGGGUUGUCAUUUAAGAGUACAGAAUGAUGAUGUCCAGUCAGAUCAACAAGCUUUUUAUUAUUUGGAGAAAGCUGUGGACCAGUUGCAUCCAGAUGCUCUUUACCUUUUGGGCACUGUAUAUUUGACUGGCGACUGUGUUAAGAAAGAUACUGCUUCAGCGUUGUGGUGUUUCCAUAGGGCAUCAGAGAAGGGCCAUGCUGGGGCAGCUAUUGCAUGUGGAUCUCUUCUUCUUAAAGGUGUCAAAAUUCCAGAAUCAUUAAUAAAAUUCAGUUUGAAGAGAGGUUUGCCUGCUAAAAAACGAGGAAAGAACAAAGAAACUAUUGCAGUUGAUCCAGUAGAGAUGGCAAAAGAAAAAUUUAAGAUAGCUGUAAAAGCAGGAUGUGAUCUUGGAUUCAAAUGGCUUGCAAGGUUAGAGGAGGAAGAGAAGCGGUUACUCACCAAAGAAUAUUAAGACUAAAUUAGGAAACGCAGUUUGUUGUCGCAUCAGAACAAUGAGUUAGCCUUUAUAAUGAAAUUCCUUUAGAAGAAAAUGUGAAAAAUUAGAUACAUGAGAUGUGGUCUAAUGAUUAAGAAGCACAGCUCCACGAAUCAUGAUGCAAGUUAGAUUCCUGCAUUUUCCAUUUAACUAUAAUAUUAUUGUAAAAUGCCAUAUUAGAACUCUGAUUUUGUGUAAGCAAAAUCGAAAUGAACAAACCACUAUGCCAUCAAUAAUAUACUAUAUAUUUUGUUGGGAAAA
Trifolium pratense (red clover) is the source of this 1487-nucleotide messenger RNA. RefSeq lists its product as uncharacterized. Gene Ontology annotation, molecular function: protein binding. The transcript is spliced from 9 exons. The record is from RefSeq and is a predicted model, not a curated record. Lineage: Eukaryota; Viridiplantae; Streptophyta; Magnoliopsida; Fabales; Fabaceae. The coding region runs from base 372 to 1202 and encodes 276 amino acids.